This is a messenger RNA of Closterium sp. NIES-65, 1897 nucleotides long. The record is from the annotation of a GenBank genome assembly. Lineage: Eukaryota; Viridiplantae; Streptophyta; Zygnematophyceae; Desmidiales; Closteriaceae.
CCAGCGCUGCUUUGGCCGCCUGACAGUUGCUUGGCGUCAGCAGUUCCCGGAGGCUACUGAGAUCCCCCGCUGGGGAGAGCUGUCUAGGGCAGGUGUAGCCAUCUAUGAUCUUGACUUUGAUGCUAUCCUUGCUGCAAUGUCUGCUGUGACUAUUAGUGAUGAGGGUGACUGUUACCGGUGUUUCCCGCCUGACCCGGGCAUUGAGACUGCUGCUCUAGGUACUGGUGAGGCUGCUGCUCUAGGUGCCAAUGAGGCUGCUGCUCUAGGUGCCAGUGCGUCUGCGUCCUCAGGUGCUGGUGAGUCUGCGCUCUCAGGUACCGCGUCGGCUUCGGCCUCCCUCACCUUCACCCUUGACCCAGGGGCUUCUCGCUCCUUCUUUCAAGACCGCACCACACUCACGCCGCUUGGUCGGCCGGUUGCAGUCUCCCUGGCAAACCCCUCUGGGGGCCCUGUCCUCUCUCACUUCUCUACCGUCCUCCCAUGUCCGGCUGCCCCCUCUGGCACCUUGUCUGGUCUUUACCUCCCCUGGUUCUCUACGAACUUGGUGAGUGGUGCUGACCUACAGGAUGCGGGGGUUCACCAGUUUACUCCUGCGAGUCAGCGGGUGACCCACUGCUCGGACGCUCGCACAGGCAGGCACCUGGCCACGUUUACGCGCCGGCUAGGGUUGAGCCUCUACACCCUGACCACUGAGUUUCCUCCUGUCUCUGCGUGUGGCCAGGUAGCUGCGUCGGGUCAGGUGUUUGCUGCAGCGUCCAGGUCUGGUCCUGAGUCUGCCCCCUGCUCGUGUCGCCUCCUGUCUCACGAGACACUCCUGUGGCACCACCGUCUAAGUCACCCCUCCCUGCCUCGUCUCCGAGGCAUGGCUUCCCGUGUCCUUCUCUCUGGUCUUCCCCGGUCCCUCCCUCCCCUUCCUCUGGGGCCUGGUCCUUCCUGCGUCCCCUGUGUCGAGGGGCGGCUCCGGCUGCCCCGCACUCCUCUCAGUUUCCCCCGACAGAGGCCCCGCUGCAGACGCUUCACAUGGACGUGUGGGGCCCGGCCCGCGUCCCGUGGACAGGGUCACGAGCGCUACUUCCUGCUGGUGGUUGAUGACUACUCGCGUUACACCACAGUCUUCCCCUUGCGCAGCAAGGGUGAUGUCACUAAGGGUAUUGAUCGACUGGAUCCGCGCAGCUCGUCUCCAGCUCAAGAGGAGCUGCGGCUCGGACUUCCUGUUCUGCGUCUGCACUCAGACCGGGGCGGAGAGUUCUCCUCUGGUCUUCUGCGAGCCUACUGCCGAUCUCGGGCGUCUGUCCGCGACUUGUCUGCGGACAAGCUGUCCCCUAGUGCUGCUCCUUGUGUCUUCCUUGGCUUCCCCCCUGACGCGCCAGGGUGGCAGUCCUACCACCCCUCCUCUCGUCGUGUUCUGUCCUCCCAGGAUGUCACGUUUGACGAGUCGACGCAGUCGAGCCGGGUCGAGGUUGCUGGUGACUCUGGUACUACUGCCGGUGCUGAGCCUGGGGGUGCUGACUCUGGGGUGCUGAGCCUUGGGGGUACUGAGUCUGGGGGUGCUGCGACUGGGGGUGCUGAGCCUGGGGGUGCUGAGACUGGGGGUGCUGAGCCUGGGGGUCCUUCGCCUGGGGGUGCUGAGCGUGGGGGUGCUACGCUGGAGCUGCUGAGCCUGGGGAGCUGCGCGAGUGGUUUGCCCGGCGCUGGAGGCGUACUGCUGGAGCUGGUGCGUCUUCGGCUGCUGAGGGUGCUGGUGCUGCCGGUCGUGGAGGUGCUCGUCCUGGGAGUGCUGGAGCUGUUUGGCCUGCGAGUGCUACUGGAGCCGGAGCUGCUGAGGGUGUUGGCGCGGAGGCUACUACUGUCAGUCCUGGCGGCGGUCCCUGCUGCUGGUGUUGCGCUACUUGUGUAG